AUGGAAUGCUCUAAAGAUAUGGGUUUACAGAAGAGACACAGUCAGUUUAGUGAUACUAAGUACAAAUGGAGGACUGUACUUGUGUUUGUUAUGUUUGGUGUUUGCGUUUCUAACGGACAAGCUGUAUGGAGUGAAACGGAUCCUUAUUUACUAAACAAGUCAUUAGGACUGACUGAGUUACCUGGAGGUGUGUUAGCUGGAGGUCGAACACAUUGGAAAUUAAAUGGUAGCCCGUAUCUGCUUCGAGAUGAUCUUCUUGUGGAAAGGGAAGCUGAGUUGGUGAUUGAACCCGGGGUGGAAUUGAAGUUCUCCCCCAUGGUUGGAAUAACAGUUCGCGGGAAACUGGUCGCGGUGGGAAAUCAUAAUAGUAAGAUAACAUUUACGAGUACUGAAGAACCAGUGAAGUCAUCACAAUUACCUGCUAUCAGACUGGUUGAUGGUCCAUCCAUCCUCGCUGGUAGGGUGCAGAUCCUACACAAGGGAAAAUGGAGAUCAGUAUGCACCAAUUCGAGAAAUUGGACUAUUAACGACAUGGAGACUGCGUGCAGGCAAUUAGGUUUCAUGGGCGGAACGUUCUACAACUGGAUGGACAGACAGCCGGGUCGGCACGCCCGCCUCUUAUACGAGGAGCCCAAGUGUAAAGGCACUGAAUACGAUAUAUUCCAGUGUGACUGGAAUUCAAGACAACUUGGCUCCGGCGUCUGCGAUUACCACCCGGACCUUGGCAUUCAAUGUUUACCCCACCAUGAUGAUAAUGAAAUAAGAAACUUCGGACAACAUUGGAGAGGAUUGAGAUUUGAAAAUGCAGUCUAUGAAAGGAUAUUGACGGCUGCUAACACACUAUAUAUUCCUACUUCUAUGUCCAUACUGAAACAUGUAGUUGUAAGAAAUGCUGGAUUAGGUAGAGAUAAUAAUGCUACUAGUGCCUUAGACGUAAUAGGUGUACCUCCUGUCAUGGAAGACAUAAAAAUAACAAAUUCCGCCUUCAACGCUAUUAAUGUUACUUCUUCUAAUGCUCCUAUAGUCAUUAACAAUUGCACUAUACAAAAUAAUAGAGGAUAUGGUGUAUACGUAAAUUCCACAUACGGCAUGGCCAGAAUUGAAAACUGUUUGAUUUCCGAGAACGGCGGCGAUGGUGUUAAGUACGUUGUUCAUGAACUUGCUAUUAAUGAAAAAUUCGAUCGCAGCGAAAUAUUUGACCUCUGUACUCUAGCAUCAACUCCUAGUCAAACAUUCCCGAUACAAAUGUCCAUCGAACAAUCUAGAUACUCGAACGUGGAAAGAGAUUGUCACCAAAAAUUCUAUACCAGACCAGAUCACGUGCUCACAUUGAGCUUCUUGAAGCUUUUAACGAAUGCUAACAACACAGGAGAGAUAUACAUUUACGAUGGUUUAACUACAGAUGACAAACUAUUAUUGUCUUUCGGUAUUAGAAAUCAUACCCGCCCUCAAAGUGUUACUUCUACUAGAAAUCGUAUGUAUGUGAGAUUUCAUGCCAACACGAGAACAGAUAUUGUGGGAUUCUUACGAUUAACUUCAGGAUUGAGUAAAACCUACGACUUAAACAUUUCGGAUACAAUUAUAUCAGACAAUAAUGGUAGGGGCGUUGUUAUUGAAAACUUAAGAUCUCAAAUUCAUAUCCAUCGAACAUCAAUAUCGAAUAACAAUCACGUUGCGGGACUUCAAGUUUUGAACGGAGCAGGAGAUGUUAACGUGACAGAGAGUAGAAUAUCAUUCAAUCAAGGCGAUGGUGUAAACAUAACUGUCACUGGAGGAAAUAGAAAUAUAUCUAGAAGCACUGUGAGUUCCAACAGUGGAUAUGGAAUUGCUGUAUGGAUAAAUAAUACUAGAGAAACUGAAUAUAUUCCAAUAAAUCAAACGACCGUGAUUGAAUAUUCAGAAAUUUUUAAAAACCUAGAUGUGGGAAUAUUGCAUGGAAAUUUUUGUGGUGACAGUUGGGUUAAUUUGACUGGAAAUUGGUUCAAUUCAAGUGUUGAAAGCACUGUUGAUAUAGCAUCCUGUUGGAGGUUUAAUGAUCCUCCUAAAUUACUUCACUUACAAAUAGGUCACAAUAAAUUUUAUCAGAAUCGUCGGGUUCCAAUAAAACUACAGCCAGCAUUAAAUGUCUUAGGAAAAAUUGAGUACAAUUAUUUUGAACAUGGUGAUUACGGUGCUAUUGUUAUAAUGAAUCGCAUAGAAGGCAAAUAUUUAGAAGAAUUUGAAAUCCUUCCUUCAAGGUUUUAUAUUCAACAUAACUAUUUUUACGGCAACAGAGGUCCAUUUGUUGUCAAUCUAGGUUUAUCACCAUACAGUGACUUACAGUAUAUAUUAUUUUCAAGAAAUUAUCUUAGAGAUAACAAAAUAAGGGAACCUUUUGAACCUUUAGAAGGAAUACCCACUCGUCUCACUCCUAGAAGCAGAGUAGCAGCUACAAUUGUUUUGGCAUCAAGCAAUAUAGAUGUAUUUAGAAAUAUAAUUAAUAACCCGGAAGCACAAUACGAAAUCGGAUCGCACGUUGAGGACCAAAGUAAAAUUCUUAACUGUACUUACAAUUGGCUUGGUUUUGGAGAAGAAGAAAAAGUUUAUAAUAGACUGUUUCAUCGAAAAGAUCGCUACAAUUUGGCAAGAAUAAUUUAUAUGCCUUAUCUACUUCAUAGUAGUAAUCCUGGUGCUACACAAAUUAAUUACAACUCUUUAUUCGUUCCACAAUUUAACAUACCAGGCUCGUUUGUUGUAGGAGGCGAAGUGGAAGGUAUAGAAAUUUUAAGACAAGGUGAAUAUGACGUUGACAAGGAUAUAAACAUUAGGCCUGGGGGUAAACUAGUACUACAGUCAGGUGUUACGUUAAAAUUCCCACCAGCAAUAGGAAUGAUGAUCGCAGGUAAACUUGAAGCGAGAGGAAAACGUCCCAAUGAUAUUACUUUUACGUUAAAAGAGGAUGUUAUUAUGAGUAACGAUAGUAUUUACGAAACAGAUACUGAGGUAGAACCAACUACUCCAGGUUAUGUGGAACCAGUCAUACCUAUAAGGCUCCUGGGAGGACGAACUCAAUAUGAAGGAAGACUACAAGUGAGGCUUGAUGGUAAAUGGGGAACAGUUUGUAAUUAUGGUUGGAAUAUGAUAAAUGCUGCUUUAGUUUGUAAUCAACUAGGAUUAGCUUUAAAUCCAAGUGAUUGGUUUUUAGAGCCUAAUGAAAUUCCGAAUGCUGGUACAACUGAAGACAUUAUUCUUUCUAACGUUGAAUGUACAGAAUUCGAUAAUGAUAUAACCAAAUGUAAAGCUGAGACUGUUGAACAUUUUGAAAAUUCUUGCACACAUGAAAAUGACGUUGGACUCCGAUGUUAUGAAACAAGCUGGGCUGGUCUGAGAUUCAGUGUUAUUGCUGAGCGCUCUGAUAUGCAAUACAUAAACAUUGAAAAAGCUGGCCUGUUAGAUUAUUCCUCAAAUAUUUUCAAACCAGCCUUACAAAUUGAUUUUUCUCGGCAUGGCUUGGAAAGUGUUAAACUAUCUAAUAAUUAUCAUGAUGGUUUAGGAAUUUUAUACUCAGAUUUAUAUGGAGCCGAUGCUAUAAAUGUUAUUAGGAACUCAGAAUUUAGUAACAAUAAAGGAAGCGGAAUAAGUUUUAAGCAAUUAGGACUCAAAAUACACAGUUCAAUAAUAGAAAACAACAAUAUAGCGGGAAUUUCACAUAAUCCACAUAUUACGGGACUUCAACAGAGAGAAUUAGCCGGAUGGUUUAAUUUAGACCCAGGUUUGAAUGUUGACGAACUUAAUUAUAGACCGAUAAUGAUUCCAGAUUAUGAAACAGAUAUAAGUUUAGUAAAUGGUGAAACGCGGCAUUUGGUGUUUAAUAAACAUUAUGGAGAAAAUAUUGUCAAAACUUAUAACAUCCGAUGCAACCCAGGUUAUGUUCUUGGCUUACAACUAUUGAAUCCUAUUCAUAACUUUUCAACGGAGAGUAUUUGUAUUUUCGAUUCACAAAAUAUUAACGAAGGAAGUACUAAAUGGUGUCUAGACCGAGAUUUAUCAACUUUUCCCACUACAAGUAGUAGUUUUGGAAUUGUAUUAAAUUAUGAAAGUGGUCGAACUGCUUUAGGAGGAGUUGUUUUAGUUGUGAGCACGAUUACAGCGCCAGUACAAAACAUAAAAAAUCGAAUUGUCAAAGGCCCUGUGCCGACAUUGCAAAUAGUUAAUUCAAAAAUCAAAGGGAAUACGAAAGGCAUCAAAGCCCUUUACUAUAAUCGUUACUUAAACGAGAUGGGAGAUCACUUUUUAAGAAAAGCUAAUGAAACAAUAAAACUAUUUAAUUGUGAAAUAGCUCACAACAAAGAAGAAGCCAUUUUCGUUAACACCCCAUACUGGGAUAUCCAUGAUAGCAAUAUUACUGAAAUAACUAUAAUGGUAAACAACAGUUUGAUCACAGACAAUGGUAGAGGAAUAUAUCAUUUUGCUAGAGAUUUAAGAAGCUCGAAUAACUUGUAUCAUUACGUGCUACAAGAUAAUACAAUUGAAAGAAAUAAAUAUGGUGGCUUUGACGUCGCUCUACCUUAUGUUUGGCAAUACAAUGAGAAUUUCACCCAUUCUAUUUAUAUGUACAACAAUACUUGGAGGAAUAAUCAAAAGUUUGGAUUGGUAAUUGACGGUCAUUUUGCUGAAGUCAACAUCACUAAGAAUAUUUUUACGGACAAUGUUUGUAAAAAUGGUUUAAUUACAGUCCGAGGUAUGGAAAAGAAAAUGAAAAUCGAUGGCAAUUCUGUUCAAAGAAAUAACGGUCAAUACAUGGUCCAAUUUAACAUGGACAGCCAAAGUGAAAUAAUGGGAUUUGUGUAUGCAGUUUUUGUUUACAAUCAAAUCAAAAAUAAUUAUUAUUCGUCUACCAUCAGCAGAGGCGCAUUAUAUAAAACUUUAAACCCAACAUACGUUAUAGGCUUCAAAGGAAUACAGAAAGUAAAAGUCAGUAGAAAUCUGUUUGGAAACAACGCCUUGCAAUAUACGUUGGUAGCGGGCAUUAAAACUGCUAAAAUAGAUAAUUUAUUGGACGUGACUGAGAAUUGGUGGGGAAGUGCCGAUGAGAAAGAAAUUAAAAAACAGAUUUUCGAUUUUGAUGACUGGAAUAACCACGCUAUUGCUACUUAUCUUCCAUAUUUGCUUGAAGAUAGUUUUGAUUCAAGCGUGUCUGUAACUUUUACUACAGAGAAUUCGAUUGAUAUCGAUGCACUCGGUGGGAGAUUAAAUGCAGAUCUAACUUUGGAACCACGAUUCGCACCUUAUAUAGUAAAAUCUGAUAUCACAGUGAUGCCAGAGGUGACAUUCACUAUAAGCCCAGGUGUAAUCUUAGAAUUUGCACCAGAUGUAGGUAUACUAGUAAUGGGAACACUACGGGCGAUUGGCCUUGCGCAACACCCUAUUUUGAUGAGACCAAUAUCAUCAAACGAAAGCAGCGAAGUAAGCAAGAUUGAGAAGAGAGAAGUCGGGCAAUAUUCUUCAAGUCAUCACAAGCAUAAAAGACAAUUGGAGAAUUUGAUGGUACAAAAAUCUAUAAGGCUAUGCACGGGAAGAAAUUGCUCUAUUAAUGACAUUAAUACCGGAAACACAAACGAAGGUUUCUUAGAGUACUACAAUAAGACUACAUUGCAAUGGGUACCUAUGUGUGACAACCGUUUCACAGAGAGAAACGCCCAAGUCGUUUGUCGAGAGUUAGGAUUCGAUCCAAUUAACGUUUUCUUUGCUCACGAUCGCAGAGUAGAAUAUCAUAGCAGCUCUUUAUCUCGAAUUUGGUCUUGGCCUGAGCCUUUACAAUGCGUCGGUACUGAAUAUCGGUAUGAGGAUUGUCCGAUAAGACUAAAUGGUCAACUUUACGGACAUAGACAUGAAUGCAAAUGGGAUUCAGACUUUGUGUUCAUACACUGCGGUGAGAGAAAUUUAGAAGAAGGUCUAGAUUACUGGGGUGGUAUACGUUUUACUUACCCAGAAUUUGAGUACUCACUCUAUGAGCAUAGAAUUCAUGAUCACCAUACUCACGAAACCAUGAAAAAGGUGGAGAGUGUAUUAGAAAAUGUGCAUAUAAUGGGAGCUGGUAUUUUACACAACGAAAAGUCACCAGCUGUGCAAAGUAUAACAAAAAAUCCGAGCAUCCAAAAUGUUAACAUUACCCGAUGCGCUCAUCAUGGGAUCAACAUAAUAUCGCCUACUGAUACAAUAAACUUGAUGUCCAAUUCGAUAAACGAUAUUCUAGGUGAAGGAAUAAGCGCCAUAUCGUUAACGGGUGAAGGUAGAGAAUCGGAAGAAUCUAGUUUUACGCCUUUGAAGGAUUUAAAUCUUCCUUAUCACCUGUUUUCUGUCAUUGAUAUUUGUGACAGUUCUAAAGUAAUAACAGUAGAAGAACGCGUCCUUCUUUACUACAAGUACGAUAAUAAUCCAGUUAAUUGCGUGAAAAUCUUCAAGAGCAUGUUCCGAGUGAAACCGUUUGGUUUUCGACUACUCCAAUUUAACUUGUUCAAUCAUACAUUAAACUAUGGAAAACGUGAUUCUUUGAGUCUUUACGAUGGAGAUAUUUACAAUAUCACAGCUCCUCUAAUUGGUUACUUGGAAAAUGGUUCACCCGACGAAAAGAAACUCUUCAGGACAGAAGGUGCAAGUUUAAGUGUGAAAUUAUUUGCAAAUGGCGCUUCUUCAGUUCAUGGAUUUAUUGCCGAAGUCGUAACUCUGCCUAUAUCAGCUAUAGGACUAAAUCGUGAUGUCCAGCACAAUAUAUCAAACAGUGAGUUCAUAAAGAACAGAGAUGGCGCUAUUACGUAUCAGUCGGUCGGCGAAGUCAAUCCGUUAGUAGCGAUCACCAGGAAUGAAAUAACUGACAACUGCCUCAAGUUAUACGGCAACUUCACUACUUGUCCCGCCGCUGUCAGAGUUGAUGUGCAGAAUACACAGACGUUAGUGUUUCGGAAUAACUUGGUGAGGAAGAAUGUUGGAGGUCUGUUACUACGAGCCGAUUCCCGAGGCUCCGCCACGUCUCUCCGCGGCUGGAUACACAAUAACUUGUUCUAUGAGAACCAUGACCUGUCCUGUCUAAGAGUUGAAGGACGUCAAUCUUCUCCUUACCAAGAGGUUACUAUAUACCGUAACUACUUCACUCGUAACCGAGCUCAGUAUAAAGACGUGAUAGUGUUACAUCAGGUCGUCUCCAAUUUUACACAUAAUUAUGUGCACGAGAACACGGGACAGAGGAUCUUAGACGUCUCCGGCUUCGAUAAAGUUCGCCUGCCGAUCUACCAGACUACUUCGCAUAAUGGAUUUUACAAAAACUAUGCACUUGACCGUGAAGGACGCGCUACUGUAGUGGCCGGUACAGCAGGACAACACUACGUAGAUAAUAUUUUCUUUAACCCUGAUAAUGAUUACGAAAUGAUCACCGUCAACCGUUCUAUUGCAUUAGAACUGUGGAGGACUCGUAUUGAUGCGAAACACAAUUAUUGGAGUUACAACGAAAGCUUGGCUGUUGCCGGACGUAUCCGGGAUCGAUCCGACGACCCACUAUUACUAGAGGUAGACUUCCAGCCAUAUCACAUGAACAACCUGAGUGUGCUGGGCGGUGGCAAGUGCCCGCCCGGCUGGGACGCGGUCGCCGGUACUUGCUAUAUGUACGUCGGAGCACCUAUGACCUAUGAACAAGCGAGACUUUUCUGUUUGUCUGAUAACGCUUCAAUGCCAUACGUGAGUGGUAACUACGAGGCAUUGUACGAGUUCAUCCGGCGUCAGAGCCAAUGGUUCCAGUAUGGAGACCGCGUGUGGGUCAAUCACAUUGAUUACGUAACGCAAUGCACAUCAUUCGCCUUCUCAGCAAUAGAGAUAACAGAUUGUUAUCAGAAAAAUGCAUUUAUAUGUGAAAUUGAUCCAAAGAUAUCAAUUGACCCACUAUCAUGGCGGGGGGAUACGCUGGCUGUGGCGUUCAUCGGAGUUCUGUUGGCUGCUGUGGUGCUGGUGGGUGCUGCUCUCAUCUGUUGGUACUCCAAAUCGAAACACAGACAUUUGCAACGUUUGGAGCGGCGGAACUCAAUACGUCAAUCUUUGCAUUCAGUUCGGUCUAUCGGCAGCAUUAAUGGCGGCUUCCCUGAUAAUACAUACAGAAGAAAACAUGCACAAAUGAGUACACGUUCAACUGACACAUUGACAAAGGGCUCGGACUAUCGCAAGAUACUUGCUUCAACAACUUCCAUGGAAUCUAUGGAAAAGAGUCAAUUUAAUUCUUCCAUAGAAGACAAUCAAAGCUUCGAUAUCUAUGAAGCACACAACCCCAGCAAUGUCAUACAACUAAAACACAGUACAUUCAAUAAAAAACCAUCUCCAGAAUACUCCGUACCAGAAACAACCAGACCAUACAACUUGGGGUACCGAAAUGAAGGUUAUAAAGAAAAUUCCGGUACAUUAGAAACCCCAAUAAGUGCUACAACAGAAGAAUUACCAAUAAUUCAUCACCCAGGUGGACUUACAUCACCUGAUGAUGAAAGUUUAUCACCGAAUAACGACUCUCAAUAUUUCACAUCGGAUACGUUACCUUUGAGACCUUUAAAUACUGAUCCUUCAACUUUAAAACGAGAGUUAGAAAAAGAUGGAAAGAUAUAUGGUCCGUACGGGACCCCUAACUAUGGUGCACAGCCAAAGCUAUCUUUUCUAAUGGAGUUAAGGUCUAAAAUGCCGGAGCAACCUCAAGCAGGUGCCGUACCUACUACCACAUUUGGACAGAGGAUAGAUACACCAGAUCAGCAGCAGUUCUACGACGAUACAAUCGCGUCGACUCCACAACCUCAGUACUACGACUCACAAUCAGAGGCUCUCGCAAGUUACGACUCCAGCCCAAACUCCUCGAACACAUACCCAUCAGACCUGCACUCCAGGUCCAAGUCUGAAGCACUACUCGAAACUAAUUUCGACUUCGAUGAAACGACACCUACACCAAUGACUGAAGAUAGCCGAUCUUACAGCCAACCAUUGGAAACAGCCAUGUAGUAGUAUUUUUUUUAUAUGGCAACAUUAGAUUAGCACUAAAAAAAUGUUUCAUACAA
Molecule: messenger RNA, 9059 nt
Organism: Papilio machaon (common yellow swallowtail)
Lineage: Eukaryota; Metazoa; Arthropoda; Insecta; Lepidoptera; Papilionidae
Gene: bark
Product: protein bark beetle
Exons: 14
Coding region: 1-9003 (3000 amino acids)
Cellular component (GO): membrane
Source: RefSeq, a predicted model, not a curated record